AUGUCCGCCGCCGCCCUCUUCCGUCGCGCCACCGCCGCUCCGCGCAUCGCUCGUGCUUUUAGCACCUCCCCCUCCCACAACGUCGCCCGCAUUACCAUCGUCGGCAACCUCGCCGAUACCCCUGAGCUUCAGGCCACCAGCACAGGCCGUGAGAUUCUCAAGUAUGCGGUCGCCAGCAACAGCGGUUCCAAGGACAACCGCCAGACCAGCUGGUUCCGCGUCACCAGCUUCGAGCCUGAGGGUCCCCGCCGUGACUUCCUCCAGAGCUUGCCCAAGGGAUCUCUCGUCUAUGUCGAGGGCGAUGCUUCCAUGAGCACCUACCAGGAUGCCGAAGGAAAGACCCGCAGCUCUCUGAACGUUGUUCAGCGCAACAUUGAGGUCCUCAGACGCCCCCAGACCGGCACCUCCGCUAGCGAGUAA
Molecule: messenger RNA, 420 nt
Organism: Colletotrichum truncatum
Lineage: Eukaryota; Fungi; Ascomycota; Sordariomycetes; Glomerellales; Glomerellaceae
Product: ssDNA binding protein
Biological process (GO): mitochondrial DNA replication; positive regulation of helicase activity
Cellular component (GO): mitochondrial nucleoid
Molecular function (GO): single-stranded DNA binding
Source: RefSeq, a predicted model, not a curated record